This is a messenger RNA of Homo sapiens (human), 3637 nucleotides long. RefSeq names its product solute carrier family 5 member 5 (gene SLC5A5). Gene Ontology annotation, cellular component: cytoplasm; membrane; plasma membrane. The transcript has 15 exons. Gene Ontology annotation, molecular function: monoatomic ion transmembrane transporter activity; sodium:iodide symporter activity; transmembrane transporter activity. NCBI's taxonomy places the organism in Eukaryota, Metazoa, Chordata, Mammalia, Primates, Hominidae. The record is from RefSeq and is a predicted model, not a curated record. The coding region runs from base 376 to 2340 and encodes 654 amino acids. Gene Ontology annotation, biological process: thyroid hormone generation; iodide transport; sodium ion transmembrane transport.
GCUCCCGUAAGCCCCAAGGCGACCUCCAGCUGUCAGCGCUGAGCACAGCGCCCAGGGAGAGGGACAGACAGCCGGCUGCAUGGGACAGCGGAACCCAGAGUGAGAGGGGAGGUGGCAGGACAGACAGACAGCAGGGGCGGACGCAGAGACAGACAGCGGGGACAGGGAGGCCGACACGGACAUCGACAGCCCAUAGAUUCCUAACCCAGGGAGCCCCGGCCCCUCUCGCCGCUUCCCACCCCAGACGGAGCGGGGACAGGCUGCCGAGCAUCCUCCCACCCGCCCUCCCCGUCCUGCCUCCUCGGCCCCUGCCAGCUUCCCCCGCUUGAGCACGCAGGGCGUCCGAGGACGCGCUGGGCCUCCGCACCCGCCCUCAUGGAGGCCGUGGAGACCGGGGAACGGCCCACCUUCGGAGCCUGGGACUACGGGGUCUUUGCCCUCAUGCUCCUGGUGUCCACUGGCAUCGGGCUGUGGGUCGGGCUGGCUCGGGGCGGGCAGCGCAGCGCUGAGGACUUCUUCACCGGGGGCCGGCGCCUGGCGGCCCUGCCCGUGGGCCUGUCGCUGUCUGCCAGCUUCAUGUCGGCCGUGCAGGUGCUGGGCGUGCCGUCGGAGGCCUAUCGCUAUGGCCUCAAGUUCCUCUGGAUGUGCCUGGGCCAGCUUCUGAACUCGGUCCUCACCGCCCUGCUCUUCAUGCCCGUCUUCUACCGCCUGGGCCUCACCAGCACCUACGAGUACCUGGAGAUGCGCUUCAGCCGCGCAGUGCGGCUCUGCGGGACUUUGCAGUACAUUGUAGCCACGAUGCUGUACACCGGCAUCGUAAUCUACGCACCGGCCCUCAUCCUGAACCAAGUGACCGGGCUGGACAUCUGGGCGUCGCUCCUGUCCACCGGAAUUAUCUGCACCUUCUACACGGCUGUGGGCGGCAUGAAGGCUGUGGUCUGGACUGAUGUGUUCCAGGUCGUGGUGAUGCUAAGUGGCUUCUGGGUUGUCCUGGCACGCGGUGUCAUGCUUGUGGGCGGGCCCCGCCAGGUGCUCACGCUGGCCCAGAACCACUCCCGGAUCAACCUCAUGGACUUUAACCCUGACCCGAGGAGCCGCUAUACAUUCUGGACUUUUGUGGUGGGUGGCACGUUGGUGUGGCUCUCCAUGUAUGGCGUGAACCAGGCGCAGGUGCAGCGCUACGUGGCUUGCCGCACAGAGAAGCAGGCCAAGCUGGCCCUGCUCAUCAACCAGGUCGGCCUGUUCCUGAUCGUGUCCAGCGCUGCCUGCUGUGGCAUCGUCAUGUUUGUGUUCUACACUGACUGCGACCCUCUCCUCCUGGGGCGCAUCUCUGCCCCAGACCAGCUGUCUGGGAGGCUGACCCCCAGUUCUCCCCAGUACAUGCCUCUGCUGGUGCUGGACAUCUUCGAAGAUCUGCCUGGAGUCCCCGGGCUUUUCCUGGCCUGUGCUUACAGUGGCACCCUCAGCACAGCAUCCACCAGCAUCAAUGCUAUGGCUGCAGUCACUGUAGAAGACCUCAUCAAACCUCGGCUGCGGAGCCUGGCACCCAGGAAACUCGUGAUUAUCUCCAAGGGGCUCUCACUCAUCUACGGAUCGGCCUGUCUCACCGUGGCAGCCCUGUCCUCACUGCUCGGAGGAGGUGUCCUUCAGGGCUCCUUCACCGUCAUGGGAGUCAUCAGCGGCCCCCUGCUGGGAGCCUUCAUCUUGGGAAUGUUCCUGCCGGCCUGCAACACACCGGGCGUCCUCGCGGGACUAGGCGCGGGCUUGGCGCUGUCGCUGUGGGUGGCCUUGGGCGCCACGCUGUACCCACCCAGCGAGCAGACCAUGAGGGUCCUGCCAUCGUCGGCUGCCCGCUGCGUGGCUCUCUCAGUCAACGCCUCUGGCCUCCUGGACCCGGCUCUCCUCCCUGCUAACGACUCCAGCAGGGCCCCCAGCUCAGGAAUGGACGCCAGCCGACCCGCCUUAGCUGACAGCUUCUAUGCCAUCUCCUAUCUCUAUUACGGUGCCCUGGGCACGCUGACCACUGUGCUGUGCGGAGCCCUCAUCAGCUGCCUGACAGGCCCCACCAAGCGCAGCACCCUGGCCCCGGGAUUGUUGUGGUGGGACCUCGCACGGCAGACAGCAUCAGUGGCCCCCAAGGAAGAAGUGGCCAUCCUGGAUGACAACUUGGUCAAGGGUCCUGAAGAACUCCCCACUGGAAACAAGAAGCCCCCUGGCUUCCUGCCCACCAAUGAGGAUCGUCUGUUUUUCUUGGGGCAGAAGGAGCUGGAGGGGGCUGGCUCUUGGACCCCCUGUGUUGGACAUGAUGGUGGUCGAGACCAGCAGGAGACAAACCUCUGAGGACAGGGCCAGCCGCGGGACUGACACCCUGGGAUGGAACCUCAGGAUGGGCCAAACCCAGACAACGGGCCCAUGGCCUUGGGCUCUGAUUGGCUGGAUUGCCUUGUAUGCAAAUGAGUUCAGGACUACAAUACCCUACCCUAUGGGGAGGCCCUGCCUCCGGGAGGUCAUUUUUUAAAUCCAGCCCCUUGCUUCAACCGUCCCCAGUAUUAGACGCUGCAGCCCUGACGGCUCCCCCCAAAUAAGGCUGGGUUUUUCUCUCUCUCUUUUUUUUUUUUUUUUUUUUUUGAGACAGGGUCAUGCUCUGUCACCCAGGCUGGAGUGCAGUGGUGUGAUCUCGGCUCACUGCAACCUCUGCCUCCCAGGCUCAAGUGAUUCUCCUGCCUCAGCCUCUUGAGUAGCUGGGAUUGUAGGUGCCCACCACCAUGCCCAGCCAACUUUUUGUAUUUUUAGUAGAGACAGGGUUUCACCAUGUUGGUCAGGCUGGUCUCGAACUCCUGACCUCAAGUGAUCCACCUGCCUCGGCCUCCCAAAGUGCUGGGUUACAGGCGUAAGCUACCAUGCCCAGCCUACCGUUUUUCUCAAUCUAUAAUAGAAAGCCACCACGCCCAGGUAAUUUUUGUAAUUUUGUAUUUUUGUAGAGACGGGGUUUUGCCAUGUUGGCCAGGCUGGUCUCAAACUCCUGAUCUCAGGUGAUCCUCCUGCCUUGGCCUCCCAAAGGGCUGGGAUUACAGGGGUGAGCCACCGCGCCCCACCUCUUUCUUAUUUUCUUCCUGGGAUUGGGGAGGGGAUGAUUCAGACCCCACAUGGCCUCCAACCUUGGCCCACACACCUGCCAUGGCUCCCAUCAUCCUGAGCAUGCUAGCGUCCCCUCCUCACCUGACAAUGGAGGCUCUCGAAUUGGGUUGUGUCCCCCCAAAAUUUAUGUCUACCCAGAACCUCAGAACAUGAGCUUACUUGGAAAUAGGGUCUUUGCAGGUGUAACUGGUUAAAUUAAAAGAGGUAUUACUGGAGGAGGAUGGAUGAAUCCAGUGACUGGUUCCUCAUAUGAAGUAGAGAAGAGAUGCAGAGAAACACAUGGGGAAGAUGCCACGUGAAGACAGAGGCAGUGGUUGGAUCAAUGCAUCUACGAGUCGGAGAACCCAAGGAUUGCCAGCAACAACCAGAAAUCAGGAGGGGGGCAUGAGAUGCAUUAUUUCUUAGAGCCUUUAGAGGGAACAUGGCCCUACUGACACCUUGAUGUCAGACUUCUGGCUGCUAGAACUGUCAGAGAAUAAAUUUCUGUUGUUUGAUGCCA